Molecule: messenger RNA, 2518 nt
Organism: Drosophila subobscura
Lineage: Eukaryota; Metazoa; Arthropoda; Insecta; Diptera; Drosophilidae
Gene: Kcmf1
Product: E3 ubiquitin-protein ligase Kcmf1
Exons: 7
Coding region: 428-2182 (584 amino acids)
Biological process (GO): synaptic signaling
Cellular component (GO): plasma membrane
Molecular function (GO): zinc ion binding
Source: RefSeq, a predicted model, not a curated record
GACGCAGGCGGUGGGAGGCGAUUGCGAGCGACAGGGGAAAAAGCCCACGACAUCCACGAAUGAGUUGAAAAUUUUCGCGAAACCAAAAAGUUAAAAAUAAAUGUUUACUGUGCUUGUGUUUAACGUUAAAAUGGAGGACAAAAGCUAAAAGAGAAAACUGCAAUUGCCCCCGUACCCGCACCCGAAUUCAACAAAGUGUUAAAUCUCCUCUGCAUCCUAAAUGUCUACAACAUAGCAAUCUCAAACGAAUCAACCAAAAUCCUACACACACAGCCACUGAACCAGCAGCACAAGUUCAAACAAUCAUCGGGAAAUCAUCAAAGCGACGUGAAGAAACCCACAGAACAGACACAGAAACCCCAUCUUCUCCUGGCACUUUUCAGCGGGAGAGGCUCUGUAUCGUUAGGUGUAGCCCUGCUGCUAUAUAAUGAGUCGACAUGAAGGUGUCAGCUGCGAUUCAUGUCUCAAGAGCAAUUUCAAUGGACGCCGCUACAAGUGCUUAAUCUGCUAUGAUUACGAUCUAUGCGCCGAAUGCUAUGAGGAAGGCGUCACCUCCACUCGCCAUCUGGUCGAGCAUCCCAUGCAGUGCAUACUCACCCGCUCCGAUAUCGAGCUAUAUUUCGGCGGUGAGAUGCUAACAUCGGAUCAGCCGCAAAGCUUCACGUGUCCCUACUGCAAGAAGAUGGGCUUCAGCGAUGCCACGCUGCUGGAGCAUGUCUCUGCCGAGCAUUCGGAGACCAGUCUCGAGGUGGUCUGUCCGGUCUGUGCCGGCCUACCGGGCGGUGAGCCGAAUCUAGUCACAGAUGACUUUGCCGGUCAUCUAACAUUGGAGCAUCGGCAGGGACCACGCGAGCUAAUAUCCUUUCUGUACGAUGAGCCCUCUGCCAUUCGUCAUGGUGGUGGAGUGCGUCGCAUCCCUGGACGCACUCUCGGCGGACCGCGAACGCGUCGUUCCAAUAUGCACUUCAGCUCGUCGAGCGGUCUGUCGGCCUUGUCGCCCUCGGGUCGGGAAUCGGUUGAUCCCAUUGCGGAAUUGCUCUCUCAGCUAUCCGGCGUUAGACGCGGCGGCCCGCCUACGUCGCAAUUGCAGCAGCUACAGAUGCAGAUGCAGUUGGACAGACAGCAGGUGACGGCAUCGCGCCAAAUCGAUCGGCUGCCAAGGCGUGCGCAUCCCAUAGUCUCAACAUCGAAUUCGAAUGCCGCCAUGGCCGAGGUGAUCAGCGGCGGCAGUGUCGCAGUUGGUAGUGGCAGCAGCAACAGCGGCAGUGGUGUGACCGCACCGCCCAACCUGCGCACCACCGAGUGGCCGGUGACAGCGAGCUUCUCAACAUCGGCCAGCAAUCAUCAGCAGACUCAGUCGAGUCUGGCCGCCAAUAGCCUCAAUGCCAGAGAAGCGGUCGGCACUAGCAGCAGCUCAAACAAUGCCCUCGGAAUUAGUGUGGGCGUCGGUGGUGCGCCCAAUGGAAACGGCGCAAACGGAGCCACUGGCCAGGCGGCUGGUCAGGGCUCGGCAGCUGGCGAGGCUUUGUUGUUGGCCCAAUUCAUGCAGCCCACACUCACAGAGGCUGAGUGGGCGAAUGUGGAGCGCAAGCGGGCAGAUCGCUCGAUGUUUGUGCAGUCGCUGCUGCUGUCGAUGCUCUGCACAGAGGCCCUGGACUUGAAUGCGUCCAAUGAAAGCAUCGAUGGCAUGGCCAAGAGUGAUAAUGUAAAUAAGGGGCAACAACAGCAACAGCAACAACAACAGCAGCAGCAGCAGGAGGAGGAGGACACUCUGCUGAACAACAAUGCUGAUGUGGAGCAGCAGGCACAGCCCGCGAUGGUGCGACAGGUGAAUCAAAUGCAACAGACCUCGCCCGAGGACUUCGUUUGCGAUGAGUAUCGCUAUAAAAACAAAAAGGCCAAUACAACACAAACAAGUGGCACAGGAGGAGGCGUCGUCGGAGGAGGUUCAAAUGCAGCCGCUGGGGGUGCGGUUGGCGGAGCUGGCAGUAAGCCAACAGCUGAUAGAGGCAUCGAAAGACGCGGCCGUCCCCCACCAGUAGAGAUGGCCACGGGCUCCCAGCCGCCACAGCAGCAGCAGCAACAGCAGCAGCAGCAGUCCACGCCGGCAGCUUCCCAGCAGAAAUACAAACAGAAUGCAAAUGCGGCGUCAAACACAAAUCAAAUUCCCGACACUAGGUAGUGCCUCUGAUGAUCGAUAACCACAGCAAAGAUGCAUCAGCAACACCUGCAUGUAGCUGCAGCAGCCACAAAAUAACAAAAAACAAAUCUAUCACCAACACCACCAGAAGAAGAACCACAGCAACAGCAACAAGAACUACAACAAGAAACACAGCCGUAUAUGUAACAACAACAACAAACAACAACCAAUAUUAGUAGGGUGAGGAGAGUAGUGCUGCUGCUCCCUGGAGGGAUACCUGGAGUUCAAGGAGUUCCCGGGAGUUCCGAUUCAUCUCUAGCAGCUGCCGCCGCAGCAAUUUCGUCAAAAGGAAAACUAUAUUAUGUAUCGUUUAUUAAA